UGCCACCAUUUCACAGAGCGGCAGCGUGUUUGCAACUUUAGAAAGUGUCGCUCGGAGUCAUUCGAAGAGCGUCGAUGGCUUGUGGAAUAUGGCUGUUGGUUUUCAUCUGUUUCAAGCUCUGCGUCUUGUUGGUGGGAACACCUCCCUCCUGUCCCUCAGGUCAAUAUGUGGUGCCAACAGAUGAUGGAGACAAAUGUUGUCAAAUGUGUCGUCCAGGAAAUAGAACCAAACCUGAGUGCACUGCAUUGCAAAGCACUUUCUGUGCAGUCUGUGGUGAUGGAACUUACAUGGACAAGUAUACUGCAAGGAAGCAGUGUCAUCAGUGUCUGAACUGCACUAAAGGAACUGGACUCAGACGGAUCAGAUCCUGUAAAUUCGACCGAAACACUAUGUGUGAACCUCUGGAGGGUUUCCUCUGUGUGCGUGGCUCAGUGGACAGAUGUGUGGCAGCACAGCAACACUCCACAUGUGCACCAGGACAAUACAUCAGCACAGCAGGAACGUCCUCCACAGACACUGUGUGUGGAGACUGCAGGGAAGGAACAUUCUCAGAUGGAACCUUCAUGUCCUGUCAGAAUCACACACAAUGCUCAUGGCAUCUAAAACAAGGGACCAACUAUGCUGACUCUGUGUGUCUAGAAGGUUUGACAGCAGCAGAGUGGACUGGGCUUGUUAUCGGGAUUCUACUCCUACUGAUGCUCUCAUGUGUAUUGGUGAUCCUGAUAAGGAAACACAGAUGUCAGAAAGUGCGCCGAACAGCCAUUCCAGCAGAUGAUGAAAACAAGGAGGAAUUGAAGGAGAUAAUAACAGAAAACAAGAGCCACGAUACAGCGGAGAUCAAAUGUGUAAUCAACAAUACAUCACCAAAAUGCUCCCUCAAAACCAUCAGAACACCAGAGUCGGGGGGUUGUGAACGACCUGGAGCUGGCUGCCAAGUUUGAUGUUGGAUGAGACGGUCUUGAGCUAGUUGGGAGCCAAAAGUGCCGGCACUUUAAAGUCAAGAUGUUGAAGGUUUCUGAGAGGUUUCAUGGAAAGGUCUUUUAGAGAGCUGACCCGGUGCUAGUCACUUAUUGUUAUUCCAUUGUCCUUACUGAAGCCACAAUAGUGGGACAAAUACAAGUUUCUCCUCAGAGAGGAAGAAUGUGAAUAAUGGCACGAAUAAUCAUGAGGCAAGUUGAGAGGUGUUCCUCUCCAGCGAAGGCCUGUGCAAUAUUUUUACUGUAUUUUACUACAUUUAAAUGCUGUCUCUGAAUGUAUUUAUAUAUUGCACACUUGUCUGUACUUUGUAAAUAAAAAUAAUCUAUUUAAAGAAUCUACAAUGUCACAUCUGAAGACCUCCUGUGGAGGA
Molecule: messenger RNA, 1348 nt
Organism: Synchiropus splendidus (mandarinfish)
Lineage: Eukaryota; Metazoa; Chordata; Actinopteri; Syngnathiformes; Callionymidae
Product: tumor necrosis factor receptor superfamily member 14-like
Exons: 7
Coding region: 75-941 (288 amino acids)
Biological process (GO): positive regulation of peptidyl-tyrosine phosphorylation; defense response to Gram-positive bacterium; positive regulation of cytokine production involved in immune response
Cellular component (GO): external side of plasma membrane
Molecular function (GO): protein binding
Source: RefSeq, a predicted model, not a curated record